ACGAACACCUUUCAGUCGCAGCGCGUAGCCCGCGAGACUCGAACGCGCGCUCUUGUAAUACGUGUAAUCUCACUUACGGCAGCGCUGAUAAAUCGAAGCGCACGCGGAACUCUUCAAAUCGUCCUAAGAAGCACUCGAGUGUAUUUGCGCAAUUGUAAAUUCAACAUACGAAAAGUGCUUUAUUUCAUUGUAUCAACAAGCGUAUAUUGUAUUGUCCUCGCAACGAUCUUCCGCAUUGAUGGACCUCGGAGUUUACAGUUGCCGACGAGAAGCGGAAAAACAAUCUGCCGGUCGUCAGGGAUUACGAUCACGUCGUGCGAAUCGCGAUUCGAUGGGAGAGAGUCGACGAGAAGAUUGAAAGACGAUGCCGACGACCGCCUUGCACUUUCUCAAGGAUGUGUGACCGUCCUCGCUGACUCUUUUUCGAUACGAGAUUAUUAGCAUGAACGACGACGAUGGAGCAGCGCUACAGGACGGACGUACAACUCGCCGCUGAACUGACCGAGUAGAGAUAGGCGUCUACGCACAGGACAUACGGCUCGAACCGAGAUAAACAAUAUCGGCCACCGGAGCAAACAUUGCCGUCAGGGAAUAAAGAGUCCGGUCGAGAGGAGCGGAUAUAAUUUUUGGAGAAAGAGGAAGGUCGCCACUUUUUUUUUCCUGAGCUGCAGGAAAAAAUAUCGCAAGGAAAUCGACAAGUCAGAAAGUUCCAAUGGGUACCGGAAACGGAAACGAAGAUAAACAAAGCACGAUGUCCCGACUGAGGCCAAUAAAAAUCACGGCAGUGGGCGACGGUAUGGUCGGCAAGACCUGCAUGCUCAUCACGUACACAGAGAAAAAGUUUCCCAUGGAAUACAUCCCCACCGUCUUUGAGAACUAUCCGAAGAAGAUAGAAGUCGACGGCCACGAGUACGACGCCACUCUCUGGGAUACCGCCGGCCAGGAAGAUUACGAAAGACUGAGGCCUUUGUCCUAUCCCAAUACCGACUGCUUUCUGCUGUGCUUCUCCAUAAACGCCCGGAGUUCUUACGAAAACAUAGCCAGCAAGUGGUAUCCCGAACUCAAAGUCCACUGUCCGAAUAUACCGAUAAUCCUUAUUGGCACAAAAAGUGAUCUCAGAGCUGAGAGCGACGAUAUAAUAACACCGAAUGAAUGUAAGAAAAUGAAAAAGAAAAUCCGCGCUUUCAAGUACCUCGAGUGCUCGGCGAAGAUGCAGGAGGGCCUGGACGAGGUCUUUACCGAGGCGGUGCGCGCCGUCCUGAAACGGCCGUCCGCCGCCCGAAAGCUCUGUUGCAUGAUUUAAGCGAGAGAACAUCGAAGCUUCGCUUUGCAUCAAGUUAAGCACGCCAAAGACUUGAAUUUUCUAAACGAUAUUAUCUUGGUGCACGUUUUAUUAUUUAUCAGACGUUGGCAUUGCGUGCCAGCAACGAAUUCAAAUUGUAUGUAUGUACGUCAGCCAGUUUAGCGCUCUGUACACGCGCGCUUUGUAAAUAUGUCUUUUGAGGUGGCGAACUCUUUAUUUAUCAUUCAAUUUUGAAGCUUUCAUUCCGUUCGCUAGAGGCUAAGUACAUGAAGAGAAAAAGAAAUCGAGGAUACAUUCUUUAAUUUAGUUUAAAUUAGAGUGUCUUUUUUAUAAUGCACUUGCGAAGUGAAUCUGGAAGUAAAUGAAGGCAUUGAUUCAUUGACAAAAUUCAAAUUGUAUGAAGUAGAUGUUAGUAACAAAAUAAUGUGUUUGUUCUUUAUCGUAUUUAAAAAAUAUAUAUUUAUAGCAAAAUUACACGAAGAUAUACUUGCGCAUAUUGUCUUGGUUAUCUUGUAUAUGAUUUACAUGAUACCAAAUAUUUUCUAUAAUCCAAACAUUUUUUUUAUGUAAGCGAAAUAAAAAUGGAUAUUACUUAUGAUGUAUGUACAUUAAGCAAAGCACAAUUUGUGGUAUAAUAUAUAAAAGGUAGUAAGAAAUAUUGUACUUCAUUUCUAUUUGACACUGUAUAAGCAAUUGUUAGUGAACUACAAAACAAAUACCAUUUAGGUUCUAAUGUCAAAAAGAAGUUUGACAAUAUUAAACCACAAGAUCAUUACUUGUUUUAUGAACAAAUAGAACUUUUUAUUAUAUAAUGUAUGCGCAGUUAUUUGCCAAUCAUCCUUUUUGAAUUUCUAGAUUUUUAAAUUUGAAGGUUAAAAAAUAUGCGAAACAUACUUGAGUUUUGAUACUUGAAAGUCAUUUUAUUUUCCAAGUCUCAUGUAUUAUUAUAUGUAAUUUUUACAUAAAUUAUGAUAGCAGAAACGACUUUAUAUUAUUACAUUGAUAUAUAAAGACUAAAAGAAUCAAUUGCAAAAUAAACAGUAUCUAUAUCGAGAUGCAAGUUUAAAUAAUAUACAACUUAAAUGUAAAUGUAAUUGAUUAAGUUCAAGAAAUGUUUCUGCAAAGUGUUUUCGUUAAUUAGUAUCACGCUCUUUUCUUUAUAAAAUUAAUAGAAUAUCCUCUAAUACUUAAAAGUUAUUUUUUUUUACACGCCAUCGUCUUUUGUCAUACACUUUUCGUUAUUGUUGGUCACUCGAGUUCAUUCUUAUAUCUCAAUUUUACACUUAAAUUUAACCAGUACACUUUAGAAAGCAGCUUCUCCUAUUGUUCCUACUUUCUGUUGGAGAAUCUUACCGUAGCCCCCUCGGCCACUGUCAAAGUCUGAUCGAUAUUCAUCUCUUACCUGAAAUACAAACAUUGUCAAUUAAACAGUUGUCAAGUAAAUAUGUGAACGAAUAAAGACAUCAACAAAAUGUA
Molecule: messenger RNA, 2779 nt
Organism: Nasonia vitripennis (jewel wasp)
Lineage: Eukaryota; Metazoa; Arthropoda; Insecta; Hymenoptera; Pteromalidae
Product: rho-like
Exons: 8
Coding region: 713-1303 (196 amino acids)
Biological process (GO): small GTPase-mediated signal transduction
Molecular function (GO): GTP binding; GTPase activity
Source: RefSeq, a predicted model, not a curated record